This is a messenger RNA of Ictalurus punctatus (channel catfish), 10046 nucleotides long. It is a transcript of the gene cacna1ba, whose product is annotated as calcium channel, voltage-dependent, N type, alpha 1B subunit, a. Lineage: Eukaryota; Metazoa; Chordata; Actinopteri; Siluriformes; Ictaluridae. The record is from RefSeq and is a predicted model, not a curated record. The transcript has 48 exons. Bases 1486 to 7935 code for a protein of 2149 amino acids. Gene Ontology annotation, biological process: chemical synaptic transmission; calcium ion import across plasma membrane. Gene Ontology annotation, molecular function: high voltage-gated calcium channel activity. Gene Ontology annotation, cellular component: neuronal cell body; membrane; voltage-gated calcium channel complex.
ACACUCACGGUAGCAAAUGGGAGCCAUUGGGAGCAACUGGGGGUUCAGUGUCUUGCCCAAGGACACUUCGGCAUGUGGAGUCAUGUGGGCCAGGAAUUGAACCGCCGAGCCUACGAUUAGUGGACAACCCGCUCUACCACCUGAUCCACCGCCGCCCAUUAACUAUCAUUCAAAACCAUCACCUAACCAUUACAACCAUUAACAUUGUCACUACUGAUCCUUAUUGGUAUCCGCUAGACAUAACAUGCCACCAGUAGAAGACAACAAAUGACCAGUUUUCCAUUAAAACCAACACAAUUCCCAUUAAAACCAUUACAAGUACUAUGAGGGUUUCUAAUGGUUUGUUUUUCAGCAGGGGCCGCAUCACAGAUCAUGUCUGAGUGUUGAGUUGAAUGAACUAGUAAGAGUUAUUACUAUCCAAAUCCCCAGGGUCUGUCCUGAUUGCCACCCCAGCACCCCAUAGGGACCCUGUCCUGAGAAAACAUCUAACUAAUAAAGCACAUCUCGUCUCUUCAUCCCUCUAUCCAUCACUUGUUUCCCCCCGAAAUUGAGACCCUCUCCCCUAUCAGCAGCACAAUCCCAAAUGCCUUCUCACUCCCUGUAUCAGUGCACUGCAUAGUGUAUGAGGUAAUGCCUUCCGCAGCCUGUCUAGUGCUCUAGAUGUCCAGUGGGAACUCGUUUGGACUUCCGUCUUUUCCCCGUUUUCCCCUCCCGGUGCCAUGGAGACUGUAACACAGGCGGGGCCACUGACGCGCUGCCGUGGCGUCACGUGACCCGCUGGGAAACAGCAGCGGCUGCAUCAACGAGCUCCAGUGGGGUUUUUUUUCCCAGCCAGAGCUCAAAGUCUCGGUCUCUGCUAUUCAUAUUAUUAUUAUUUAAUAUUUUUUUCCCUUAUAAAUAAAUCAGGUUCGGGUGAUUUUUGCAGAGUGCAUGCUGCAGCACUGUAGCAUCAAUACUGGGAGAAAAGAUCCAAGUCGGAUCCUGAAGAACCUGAAGAACCCUCUCCACCCAUCUCCAAGCAUCUCCAAACAGUAUCGAACCGGGAUCUUAAAAAAAAACAACAACCCCAAAACAUCAGAGGUAACACAAUAGGAGACGUGGUGUGUGGUUGUUUAUUUGAAUUGAUGUUUUCGACACUUGAGAGAGCUGAACACCAGGCGCAUGUUUGGGAAAGGAUCGUGCAACAUGCGAAGGUAAACUUCAGACGCAUCUGAACACUCUUGCGUGUUUUUUUUUUUUUUUUUUUUUGCGUUCAUGGAUGUAAGAGAAGAGAUGCGCACGGCGGGUUUUUGGGCGGAAUAAUACCUGGGCCUUUUCCCCUGUCCUGUCUGCUGAUUGAUGCGGGGUGUGCAUGGGCUGCUCUGUCGGAUGCUGUAGCUGUACCUCAUCCUGAUGCAACCUCGUGGCUGGGACUACACCGCGCGUUGUGAUGCUCCUUCUGCAUGCCCAGUCUGAUACCGAGUCUCAUUCCUGCGCGUUUUUAGAAUGGCCCGUUUCGAAGACGACCUGCCGGUCCGGUAUGGAGGCGGCUCUCCGUCGGGUGCGGGCCGAGGGCCGAGCCGGCAGCAGGGGCCCCCGGGCGCCCCCAGGGUCUACAAACAGACCAUGGCCCAGCGAGCCCGCACUAUGGCCAUCUACAACCCCAUUCCUGUCAAGCAGAACUGCCUCACCGUCAACCGCUCUCUCUUCAUCUUCAGCGAGGAUAACGUGAUUCGGAAGUACGCCAAGAGGGUCACCGAGUGGCCUCCAUUUGAGUACAUGAUCCUCGCCACCAUCAUAGCCAACUGCAUUGUCUUGGCCUUGGAGCAGCAUUUACCUGCGGAUGAUAAAACCCCGAUGUCCGAGCGACUGGAUGACACAGAGCCUUACUUUAUUGGCAUAUUUUGCUUUGAGGCUGGGAUUAAGAUCAUUGCACUUGGCUUUGCGUUUCAUAAAGACUCCUACCUCCGUAACGGAUGGAAUGUAAUGGAUUUCGUCGUUGUGCUGACGGGGAUUCUGACUACCGUCGGGGCAGACUUCGACUUGCGGACGCUCAGGGCAGUUCGAGUCCUACGGCCGCUUAAGCUGGUGUCUGGAAUUCCAAGUCUUCAGGUGGUCCUGAAGUCCAUCAUGAAAGCCAUGGUACCUUUGCUGCAGAUUGGCCUGCUGCUCUUCUUUGCCAUCCUCAUGUUUGCCAUCAUUGGCUUGGACUUCUACAUGGGCAAGUUCCACCGUGCCUGCUUCAGAAACGACACUAACGAGCAGGUGGCCGAGUUCCCCUGUGGCCUGGAUCCUCCAGCACGCCUCUGUGAGAACGGCACCACUUGUCGGGAGUACUGGCCUGGCCCCAACUUUGGCAUCACCAACUUUGACAACAUCCUCUUCGCCGUGCUCACCGUCUUCCAGUGCAUCACCAUGGAGGGCUGGGUGGAAAUCCUUUACAAUGCCAACGAUGCCUCAGGGAACACCUGGAACUGGCUGUACUUCAUCCCCCUCAUCAUCAUCGGCUCCUUCUUCAUGCUCAACCUGGUUCUGGGAGUUCUGUCAGGGGAGUUUGCUAAGGAGCGGGAGCGUGUGGAAAAGAGGCAGGAGUUCCUAAAGCUGCGCAGACAGCAGCAGAUUGAAAGAGAGCUCACCGGCUACCUGGAGUGGAUCUGCAAAGCAGAAGAAGUCAUGCUUGCUGAGGAGGACAAGAACGCAGAGGAGAAGUCUCCUCUGGAUGGUGCCUGGUACAAAAGGAAGUGCAACAACCCAGUUCUGAAAAGAUCCAAGAAGAGCAAGAAUGACCUCAUCAAUGCAGAAGAAGGGGACGAUCAUUUCACGGAUAUCUCAUCAGUCGCACCCCAGGGCUCACCGUUCGCUCGGGCUAGCGUGAAGAGCAGCAAGAACGAGAGCUCUUCGUAUUUGCGCAGGAAAGAAAAGCGAGUGCGCUUCUUCAUCCGGCGCAUGGUGAAGUCUCAGGGCUUCUACUGGACUGUGCUGUGUCUGGUGGGCCUGAACACGCUGUGUGUGGCUAUAGUGCACUACGACCAGCCCGAAUGGCUCACCUACGCUCUCUAUCUGGCCGAGUUUGUAUUCUUGGGCCUGUUCUUGAUUGAGAUGAGUCUGAAGAUGUACGGCCUCGGCCCCCGGAGCUACUUCCACUCUUCCUUCAACUGUUUCGACUUUGGCGUGAUCGUAGGGAGUAUUUUCGAGGUGAUAUGGGCAGCAGUUAAACCCGGGGCAUCUUUCGGCAUCAGCGUGUUACGAGCUCUGCGGCUGCUGAGGAUCUUCAAGGUUACAAAGUAUUGGAAUUCUUUGAGGAACCUGGUGGUGUCUCUGCUCAACUCUAUGAAGUCUAUCAUCAGCCUGUUGUUCCUCCUGUUUCUCUUCAUUGUGGUGUUCGCGCUGCUCGGAAUGCAGCUUUUUGGGGGACAGUUUAAUUUUGAAGAUGAGACCCCGACAACGAACUUCGACACUUUCCCAGCAGCAAUUCUGACGGUGUUCCAGAUUCUGACAGGAGAAGACUGGAAUGCAGUGAUGUAUCAUGGGAUCGAGUCUCAGGGAGGAGUGGGCAGUGGCAUGUUCUCCUCCGUCUACUUCAUCGUCCUCACGCUGUUUGGAAACUACACUCUUCUUAACGUCUUCCUGGCUAUUGCUGUCGACAACCUUGCAAACGCACAGGAACUCACUAAGGAUGAGGAGGAACAGGAGGAGGCCAUCAGUAAGAAGCUGGCCCUCCAGAAGGCUAAAGAGGUGAAGGAAGUCAGCCCCAUGUCAGCUGCUAGCAUCUCUCUCGCAGCGAAUUAUGUCUGCUCCCCCGCCCAUCACUACUUGAGUCAAGAGCAGCGGCGCUCGCUGAAGAUGAUGUCCGUAUGGGAGCAGCGCACCACGCAGAUCCGUAAGCACAUGCGAGCCAGCAGUGAGGCCCUGUACCACGAGGAACUCAACCCUCGCUUGACCUCCACUCAGCACCUACGGCCCGACAUCACCACCCACCUGGACCGGCCACUGGUGGUGGAGCCACGAUGCGACUGGGACAAGCCCAGGGAUUUGAGAGUCGAAGCAGGCACACCUGAGGACCCCAACCCACAGGUACCCUCUGAUCCCCUUGCCAUGGAGCCUCCUCAAUCCCAACCCCCACGUAAACACCAUCAUCGGAGACGCGAGCGAACUUCCAAUGAAGCCCAAGAAAAUGGUGAAACUGGAGCCUCACGUCACCACAUACACCACAGCCGCAUCAAGGAGACUGAGGGCACACGGGCCAAAGAUGGCAAGAGUGAGCGCAGCCACAGCCGUGAUGCUAGAGGAGAACACAGACACCACCGUUCGCAUAGGGCAGGACGCGAAGGCAAUGGUGUUGUCUGUGCCAAGAGCGAGAGACGCUCGCACCACAGAGAAGGCUCACGCUCGGCCAAGGGGGAUGGAGAGAGGAGCUCACGAGGGGAGGAAGGGGGCAAUGGGGGCAGGAGGAGGCACCGGCAACGGGCCGGCAAGGCGCAGUCUGCACUAGAGGACGGGGAGCAGAGGGAGGAUGGAGAGCGAGAAGAGGACAAGCCUCCAGAGCACACACAAACCGAAAUGGGUGGAGAUAUGCUGCCUGCAAGUUCUCAGCAGCUUGCGGUGGGAAGUCGGUGGUGUCUGGAGAAACCAGAAGACUCAGAUAACCAGCGGAAUGUCAGCCGCACAGGAGGCCUGGGGGUCCACAUCCCCGUCACCAUCACCUCUCCACCUGGAGAGACCACUCUCAUAGCCAUGAACAGUAUAGACAGCGAGACAGUGCCCAUGACUGAGAAGAACCUGGAGGAGGGGAACCAGAGUGGUCCACGCCCUAUCCUUCCUUAUAGCUCCAUGUUUAUCUUCAGCCCAACUAACCCGGUGAGGCGUUUGUGUCACUACAUAGUCAGCCUGCGUUACUUUGAGAUGUGUAUCCUGAUGGUUAUAGCUAUGAGCAGCAUUGCACUGGCUGCAGAAGACCCGGUUAAUGCCAACGCUCUGCGGAACUACGUGCUCAAGUAUUUGGACUACGUCUUCACCGGUGUGUUCACAUUUGAGAUGGUAAUUAAGAUGGUGGAUUUGGGCUUGCUACUGCAUCCAGGCUCCUACUUCAGAGACUUGUGGAAUAUUCUAGACUUCAUUGUGGUCAGUGGAGCUCUGGUGGCAUUCGCUUUCACAGGGACCAAAGGGAAAGACAUCAGCACCAUCAAGUCUCUCAGGGUGCUACGAGUCCUGCGUCCUCUGAAGACCAUUAAACGCUUACCAAAACUGAAGGCCGUGUUCGACUGUGUGGUGAACUCCCUGAAGAACGUGCUGAAUAUCCUCAUCGUCUACAUCCUCUUCAUGUUCAUCUUCGCUGUCAUUGCCGUGCAGCUUUUCAAGGGCAAGUUCUUCUACUGCACGGACGAGUCCAAAGGCCUGGAGAGGGACUGCAGAGGGCAGUUUCUGGAGUACGAUAAGCAUGAGGUCUCGGCCCAGCCCAGGGAGUGGAGAAAAUACGACUUUCACUAUGAUAACGUGCUGUGGGCCUUUCUUACACUCUUCACUGUGUCCACAGGAGAGGGCUGGCCUACGGUUCUGAAGCACUCUGUGGACGCCACCUUCGAGGACCAGGGUCCUAGUCCCGGCUACCGCAUCGAGAUGUCCAUCUUCUACGUGGUCUACUUUGUUGUCUUCCCCUUCUUUUUCGUCAACAUCUUUGUGGCGUUGAUUAUUAUCACGUUCCAGGAGCAGGGCGACAAAGCCUUGUCCGAGUGUAGUCUGGAGAAAAAUGAGAGAGCCUGUAUUGACUUUGCCAUCAAUGCCAAACCGCUGACACGCUACAUGCCCCAGAACCAGCAGUCUUUCCAGUACCGGAUGUGGAAGUUUGUCGUUUCUCCACCUUUCGAGUACUCCAUCAUGAUCAUGAUCGCCCUCAACACUGUGGUCCUCAUGAUGAAGUACUACGAUGCUCCAAACGCCUAUGAAGCAAUGCUGAAGUAUCUCAACGUCGUCUUUACUGCCCUUUUUUCACUGGAGUGUGUUCUGAAGAUUAUUGCAUUUGGCCCUUUGAACUAUCUGAAGGAUGCGUGGAACGUGUUCGACUUUGUGACAGUACUGGGGAGCAUCACGGAUAUCCUGGUCACUGAGAUUAACGACCGUCUGUUAAACCUGAGCUUCCUGAGGCUGUUCCGAGCGGCCCGUCUCAUCAAACUCCUCCGGCAGGGUUACACCAUCCGCAUCCUGCUUUGGACAUUUGUGCAGUCCUUCAAGGCUCUGCCUUAUGUCUGCCUUCUGAUCGCUAUGCUGUUCUUCAUUUACGCCAUUAUAGGAAUGCAGGUCUUUGGAAACAUCGAUUUGAACGAGGACACGGCCAUCAACCACCACAACAACUUCCGCACUUUCCUGCAAGCUCUCAUGCUGCUCUUCAGGAGUGCUACAGGAGAGGCCUGGCACGAGAUCAUGCUGUCGUGUCUGAGUCACCGUCCAUGCGAUGUGAACUCCGGGACGCCGGGAAACGAGUGCGGCAGCGACUUUGCCUACUUUUACUUUGUCUCCUUCAUCUUCCUUUGUUCUUUCCUGAUGCUGAAUCUGUUUGUGGCUGUGAUUAUGGAUAAUUUUGAGUACCUGACCCGGGACUCCUCCAUCCUGGGUCCCCACCACCUGGACGAGUUCAUCCGCGUAUGGGCCGAGUACGACCCAGCUGCUUGUGGCCGUAUCAAGUACCGCGAUAUGUAUGAGAUGCUGCUCCACAUGUGCCCACCUUUAGGUUUGGGAAAGAAAUGUCCGCCACGAAUCGCCUACAAGCGUCUGGUGAAGAUGAACAUGCCCAUCGCCGACGACAACACGGUCCAUUUCACCUCCACGCUCAUGGCUCUAAUCCGCACCGCACUGGAGAUCAAACUGGCCUCAGGAAUCGUGGCCCAGCGUCUGUGUGAUGCAGAGCUAAAGAAGGAGCUGGGAACCGUCUGGCCAAACCUGUCUCAGAAGACCAUGGAUCUCCUGGUGACUCCUCACAAACCUAACGAGCUGACGGUUGGGAAGGUGUACGCUGCUCUCAUGAUCUUCGACUACUACAAACAGAACAGAGCCAAGAAAAUUCAGAUGCAGCAGCAGCAGUCCAAAGAGCAGCCAGGACCACAGAACAAUGUGGGAGCUCUCCUGGAGCCCAUUCUGAACCCUAUGCAGGGGAAAAGCAGGAGCAUGAUGGACUGUCCAUCAGAUAUCCAGCCUCCCAUCAGACCCAGCUCUGCCACGCUGAACAACGGGCACACACCCCAUGACAACACCAUUAAAGGGUCCUCGUCAUGGGCUUCAGAGAAAACCAAAGAGGUCCAGAGGUCAAAGAAGCGACCCAUCCUGAGAGGCCAGUCAGAAGAGAUCUCAAACACAAACACCGCCCAGGUGUCAGUAGAGAUGAGGAAAAUGGAGAACAGUUCCAACACGGUAGCUCCUGCUGGUUUAGAGGGUCAAGGACGAGCGGUAUCCAUGCCCAAACUCAGUGCAGAAAUCCAGAGAAGUCAUUCACGUCACUCUCCAGGAACCUUACUUGCACCGAUUCCUGACUCCCCCCUGAGGCGUUCGGUGUCGACGUUUGCGCCACAGCGUCCUCCGGAGGUCAUCACGAACGACUAUGUUCUGGAGAAGCCUGCACAAGAGCGACCGCAUCACCAUCAUCAUCAUCACCGCUGCCAUCACCGGAGAGACAGAGAGAAGAAGCAGAGGUCGCUGGAUAGGUCACCCGGGGGACAGCCUAAUAGCACGGGUGGCACGGCGGCUGACUCUGCGGGGAACUCCUCGUUCCGGGAGAGAGGGCACGACCGAGGCCGUUCCCACGAAAGGAAACACCAUUCGUCGACGGCGGAGAAGCAACGUUACUACUCGUGCGAUCGCUACGGCAGCCGCGAGCACUUUCCCGCUAAGCCUGCGCCAGCCAGCUGUGCCACCUCACCCGGAGAGGCUCAGGAGACCACCUUCACCAAGCAGCGUUUAAGGACGUGACAGAAAGGAGGACCGAAGAAGCUCGGGGUUUUGUGGAACUACAAGGUGUUAUGACUGCAGGCCUUAAUCAGGAAGCAAAAGAAACUGUAUGUUCUUCAGUUUUUCUUUUCUUUUUUUUUUUUUUCUUUCUCCUUCUUUUUUUUCGGAGUGGACAUGACAGUAUGAUUAUGUUUGAUUUGUUUUCUUGUACGACCUUUAUUUAUUUAUUUUUCUUUUUCUUCUUCUUACAUUUGUAUUACUUUGUAAUGGGGGAGGGAGGGACUUGUCAAACUCAAAUGCAAAAUAUUACUUAGGAUGAAAUAUAAGAAUGAAAGUAGUCAUAUAUUACUACUUUACGCAUCAUAACCACAACUGCAUGUUUUUCAUGAUGAUGAUCAGGUUAAUGAUGGUGAUGUAUGUGUAAUUUGUUUUGGUGAAGACGCUCAACUGGGACAUCAUCGCUAGCCAUUGGCUUCACGGUUCAACCUUAUAUGAUGGUGUGUAAAGAUACUGUAGGAAAGACAGAAACAGCAGCAAAAAGCCACGUUUAUGAUGUAUAGCUUGAGAAAGUCAAUAAUGAGUGGGGUUUAUUUUAAUUUUUUUUAACCUACUACAAAAAAAAAAAAAGACAGAAAAACUAGUCAAUACAUGAAAUGUGCUUGUCCCAGUGUUAGUGUUAGUGAUUUGUUCACCCCUUGGCCUUCCACAUGGUACUGGCUCUAACUGACCUGCUGCCAGAUGUUGAGCUGUAUAUCCAGCUUCUGUAGCCGUGAUGGCUGAGAACCAAACAGAGACGCUUUGCAGAAGCUGCACAAAAGCCAACACCCAGUAAUGGAAUAUUACUUUGUUUCGGUGGCUUGGGACUAAAAAGGUGUAACUUAACAUGGUUUUCGGAGAUCAAAGCUAGCUGACCAACUUCACGCUGAAAAGAAAAUGUCCCACGAGUGUUUGAGCACCACUUUCCUUUGUAGCACUGCACACACAACUUGUUGUCCAUUUAGCUGCUUAGCAUGCAGUAAGUAACAGGGACCGGGGCCUUUAAUGCCUUUGGCCAUUGAAACGACAGGAUUUUGAUUGAAAAUGAGUACUUUUAAGUUUAAAGUAGGGCUAUGCAACAAGAAGACACUUUAAAAAAAAGAAAAAAAGAAAAAAAAAGAAACAUCAUUCAUUCUGUAGCUUUACCUGCUGGGAUGUCCAGAUUCAGCCUUCCGCAUGAUCGUGACCAAAUCUUUUCUAUAAAAAAUAAAAAAAAGGAAUAAAAUGUAUGAAAAAUAUAUAUUUUAGAAUGCACAAAGGCACAAUGAUUAAUGAAGCAGACGUCACCAACAUGUCUUUAAAAAAAAAAAUACAUAAAAAUCUGCAAUGUAUCUGCAUGCAUCAGAGUUACCCACUUUGAAAUUGUAAAAGCAGAGCGGGUGUUUCGAAAAAACAAAAACAAACGCGUAUUUUUAUAUGGCCACGCUUUAAUUUCAUGGCUGUGCUGAUAAAGUUGUCACCGUUUUUCAUGCUGAAGUGUGAAACACCUCUUUGCACUCCUGAUACGUCCUUCAGAUGAUGUUGUCCUUCAGCACGCUGCCACCGUGGCUUUAAACCGCAGUCCAUAUAUAAUCCACUUCAUCUAUACUUGCAGUUUCAUCACUAUUAAAGUCCAACUUUACAACCAUUUGGCAACCGGUUGGUCGCCAAACCCGGAAAUGGCACCCCGUCCUUUCUGCACAUCUAGUUUAAUGUGGCUGUUCUCUUUGGGGAAUAAAGUAAUGUUUGCAUGGUCUGACGAUGUACGUGCAUGUUGAACUACGCAUUGUUUAUCUUCAUACUUUUUUGAUACGAUGUAUUCUUUCUCGGUUCUGUUUUUAAAAUGACAUUUGAUAUAAAUUAAGGGGUUUGUUGAGGCAUAAAAAAAAAACAAAAAAAAAACAAGUUUCUAUAUAAACUCAGUAUUGAAAAUUGCGCACAGCUCCUCCAGUGAGAUAGAGCUGGAACAAACACCCUUUAUUUGGAUUCUACGUCUCACUUGUUUGUUGCCUGAUUUCUGUUGAUUUCAAAUGGCCAGAAUUUGAAUUCUGCAGUUGUUUCUACCUUAAUAUUUUGUAUGAAGCAAAGUCCUUGAAUUAAAAAAAAGGGAAACCAGA